Messenger RNA from Daktulosphaira vitifoliae (grape phylloxera), 2710 nucleotides. RefSeq lists its product as uncharacterized. The transcript is spliced from 3 exons. Gene Ontology annotation, molecular function: protein binding. The record is from RefSeq and is a predicted model, not a curated record. The coding region runs from base 83 to 2623 and encodes 846 amino acids. NCBI's taxonomy places the organism in Eukaryota, Metazoa, Arthropoda, Insecta, Hemiptera, Phylloxeridae.
UUUGUUGGUGAUUUUUAAUACAUACACUAAUGUAACCAACAAUUUAUUGUUAGUUAUUCAAAAUUUAACACAUAGAGUAAAAAUGGAGAAUUUGAAAUGGAUAUUUCUUUUUUUGUUAAUAUUCUGUUUGAUAUUUAACGAAGCGAUUCGAAAUAAACAAUCGGAUAACGAAAAAAAAUGCCAAUUUGAACAAGGUACGAUAAGAACAGCUGUUGAAAAUGGAGACUUGGAAUUCUUAACAUAUGCUUUUGAAAAUAAAUUUAAAUGGGAUGAAGAUAUUACUAUCGUAGCUGCUGGAAAUGGGUAUUUGGAAUGUUUAAAAUUAGCACAUCAAAAUGGAUGUAUAUGGGAUGAAAGGACAUCAGAAGCAGCUGCUUAUAAUGGUAAUUUUAAAUGUUUAAAAUAUGCUCAUGAAAAUGGUUGUAAAUGGGAUGUAACCACAACUACUGCAGCUGCCACAAGAGGUAGCUUAAAAAUUUUACAAUAUGCUCAUACAAAUGGAUGCGAAUGGAACGAAAAUACAACAAGAGCUGCAGCAGAUAAUGGUCAUUUUGAAUGUUUAAAAUACGCUCACGAAAAUGAGUGUCCUUGGAAUGAAAGCACAACUAUUGCAGCUGCCACAAGAGGAAAUUUACAAAUUUUACAAUAUGCUCAUAAAAAUGGAUGUGGAUGGAAUGAAAAUACAACAAGAGUUGCUGCUGCUAACGGAUAUUUGGAUUGUUUAAAAUACGCUCACGAAAAUGGAUGUCCUUGGAAUGAAAGCACAACAGAGGCAGCUGCAAAAUAUGGUAAUUUAGAAUGCUUAAAAUAUGCUUAUGAAAAUGGAUGUAAAUGGAAUCAAUUAUCUAUCGUUAGAUGGUCAAUAUUAAAUAAUAAUCUAGAAAUAUUAAUAUAUGCUCACGAAAAUGGAUACGAAUUGGAUGAACUCACAGUUAAUUUAGCUGCUAUAACAGGUAAUCUAGAAAUUUUAAAAUAUUGUCAUGACAAUAAAUGUCCGUGGGAUGAAGGUACAAUUCGUGCUGCUGCUUCAAAAGGUCACUUACAGAUUUUAAAAUAUGCACAUGAAAAUGAGUGUCCGUGGAAUGAAAGCAUAACAGAAGAAGCUGCUUAUAAUGGUCAUUUUAAAUUCUUAAAAUAUGCUCAUGAAAAUGGAUGUCCAUGGGAUGAACGCACAACUACUGCUGCUGCCUCAAAGGGUAAUUUAAAAAUUUUAAAAUAUGCACAUAAAAAUGGAUGUCCAUGGGAUGUAAGCACAACAGAAACUGCUGCAUAUAAUGGUCAUUUUAAAUGCUUAAAAUAUGCUCAUGAAAAUGGCUGCAAAUGGGAUGAAGGUACAACUACUGCUGCUGCUUCAAAAGGUAAUUUUAAAAUAUUCAAAUAUUUACAUGAAAAUGAGUGUCCAUGGGAUGAAAGUGCAUCCUAUAUGGCUGCCAUAAGAGGUCAUUUAGAAAUUUUAAAAUAUUUACAUGAAAAUGAAUGCGAGUGGGAUGAAAACACAACAAAACUUGCUGCUUAUAAUGGUAAUUUUAAAUGUUUAAAAUAUGCUCAUGAAAAUAAUUGUAAAUGGAAUGAAGGCACAACUAUUGCUGCUGCUACAAGAGGUAAUUUAAAAAUUUUAAAAUAUGCACAUGAAAAUAAAUGUCCGUGGAAUGAAAUUACAACAGAAGCAGCUGCUUCUGUUGGGAAUUUAGAAUGUUUAAAAUAUGCACAUGAAAAUGGAUGUAAGUGGGAUGUAGGCACAACUCGAGCUGCUGCAGCAAAUGGUUAUUUCGAUUGCUUAAAGUACGCCCACGAAAACGGAUGUCCUUGGGAUGAGAGUACAACUAUAGCUGCUGCAAGAAGUGGCUGUUUAGACUGCUUAGUGUAUGCUCAUGAUAAAGGAUUUGAUUUGGAUAAAAGCAUAUCAGAAGCAGCUGCUUCUAGUGGAAAUUUAGAGUGUUUAAAAUAUAUUCAUAAAAAUGGUUGCAAUUGGGAUAAAGGCACAACUCGAGCUGCUGCAGCAAAUGGUUGUUUCGAUUGCUUAAAGUACGCCGACGAAAAUGGAUGUCCUUGGGAUGAGAGUACAACUAGAGCUGCUGCAGCAAGUGGAUGUUUAGAGUGCUUGGUAUAUGCUCAUGAAAAUGGAUAUAUUUGGGAUAAAGAUACAAUAAUUGUAGCCGCUGUGUAUGGUAAUUUAGAUUGCCUAAAAUAUGCCAGCGAACAUGGUUGUGGUUGGGUUGAAGGUACGACGCGAGGAGCGGCAGCGAAUGGACAAUUAAACUGCUUAAAGUAUGCCCAUGAUAAUGGUUUUGAGUGGGACGAAGGAACAACAAGGGAAGCUGCCGCCGGUGGUUAUAUUAGUUGUUUGAUAUUUGCACAUAAAAAUGGAUGUAAAUGGGAUAAUGGAACAAAGAGUGGCGCUGCUGCAAAUGGUCAUUUAGAAUGCCUAAAAUAUAUUCACGAAAAUGGGUGUGAGUGGGAUGAAAAUACAACAAGACUUGCUGCUGCAAAUGGUCAAUUUCGUAGCUUAAAAUAUGCUCAUGAAAAUAAUUGUCCGUGGAGUAAAGACACUAUUUUUGAAGCUACUCAAAAUGGUUAUACUAAUAUAAUCAAUUAUGCUACCGAAAAUGGAUGUCCUAAUUAGUUAAUUGUUUAAAUGCCAAUAUUUUAAUUAAAUUUAUUUUUGUUGAUUAUUUAGAUUCUUUUAAAAAUAAAUUACCUUGAAAUGUAA